CCGUGGCCAGUCCGCCAGCGCUUUCAGUGUGUCCGUACGUGUGUUUCGCCGCUGUCGUCGUUGUGUGUUACCUUGUUGAUGCUGCUGCCAGCCCUGCUACCCGCAACACCGUGAACCGUAUCUCCAUACCCACCGUUCUCACCGUGUGCUCACCCGUGCCGCCCCAAAAGCAGCCCAAUCGUAGCCGAGUGUGCGUGCGUGCGUUUGUGUUUUGCGUGUGUGCGAGUGUGUGUGCGUGUGUGCUGAGUGUACGUGUGCAACGUGUGUAACGGCGUAAGCUCGGUGUGUGUCUCUCUGUGGAUUUGUAUGCAGAUACAAGUAAAGUGUGUUGUUUUGUAAAGCCACAAAGUGUGUGCAAGUGCGGUUUUUGGCUUUUGUCACAAGAUUGUCAGCUUUUUCGGUUCAACCCCUUCCGGGACAAAAAAAGCUCACUCCGCGAGAGCUUUGCGAGAAUCUCGGCGUCUGCUGCUGCUGUCGUGUCGAAGAACGUGAAUGCUUGGGUUGUCUUUGCUGGUGUGCGUCUUUGCUGGCAUUAGGAACAAGCGGGCGAGAAACUAGGAACGGCGAACGUAAACCCUCGUUACACGGGUUCUCUCAAAGCGGGCUAUCUUCUAUCCUUUCUACGCGACCACCAUUCCGGCACCGUACGGGCAGACAAGGCAGAGAGCCGGCAAGCUUUUGAGCGGUGUUCUGCCAAUUGCCAAGUGAGAGAGAUCAGUGUCGCGGCGGACAGUGAGCGGGCCUGUUCUGGGGUAUUAGCUUCUAGUGCGCAGCAGGGACGGUCCACGGCCUGUCGGUUCCACUCCGGAGGAAACACAACCCGCUACGAACGCGCAAACGGUGCCCCUGCCCCCUGCCCCCAAUCCACCAUGGCUUCUACGCUGAUGUUCUGGAACAAGCAGAACUCCAACUCCAACCAAAAUGGAAACGAUGCCAAGAACACAAAAAACGGCCGCAACUGGUUGCAUGCGCCAGACGUGCUCGUCAACGGGCACGUCGCCUAUCUAGUCAAAUACCUCGGCAGUACUCCCGUGGAGCAGCCGAAGGGCAUCGAGGUCGUCAAGGAAGCCAUCCGGAGGCUGCAGUUCACACAGCAGAUGAAGAAAGCCGAGGGCGGUGGCAAUGUAAAGACAAAAAAGGUCGAAAUCACCAUCAGUGUGGACGGCGUAGCAAUACAGGAACCGCGAUCGCUGACCAUUAUGCACCAGUUUCCGCUGCACAAAAUAUCCUACUGUGCGGACGAGAAGGGCGUGAAGAAGUUCUUCAGCUUCAUCGCUAAAACGGGCACGGGUGCAACGCCGACGUCCUCUAUCGCCUCUUCCGGCGAUGAUACGAACAGCUCCAACAACUCGACCACCAGCAACGGUACCGAGGAUCGGCACGAGUGUUUCGUGUUCAUCUCCAACAAGCUAGCGUCGGACAUUACGCUGACGAUCGGGCAGGCAUUCGAUCUUGCCUACAGGCGCUACGUUAGCGACAGUGGCAAAUCGCUCGAGUCGGUCAAGCUGCUGGCCCAGAAGAAGCAGCUGGAACACACGAUCGCCGCCUACCGACAACGGCUGCGCGAUCUAUCCGAGCUGGUCUCGAAAUCGGACCUGGACAAGCUGCUGCUGAAGAUGGGCAUUCGGGAUAUUUGCGAUGUGCCGGCGCUAGAGAAUGGUGUCGAUGGCCAUAAUAACUACACCAGCAAUAAUAACAACAUCAACAGCAACAACCACAAUGUGAAUGGGACCAAGACACCAGACUUGGGAAUUGAUGUCUCGUUACCCAACAAUGAUGAUCAGCUGUUGAUCGAAACGUCACCAAAACACUUUGCACCGAUCGUACCUCCGAGAAACGGUAUUCAGAAUCAGAUAAACAACACGCUGGAAGCGUUCAAGCCAUCGGUCGGCACCAAGCUGGAGGGAUUGCUGCUCAACUCUGACUCGGACAGUGACUUUGAUCCUCGGGCGCCCGACACCGACACCAGCAUCUCUACGGGCGGUGGCAACAAGAUCAGCAACGAUCUGUUCGGUUUCGAGCCGCCGAAGCCAACCAGUGCCACCCUUGGCCAGCAGCUCUUUGGCAGUGUCACCAACAAUGGACACAACAAUGGUUUCACCAACGGUAACGGUGCCGUCACCAAUGGUUUCGGUGCUCCGAACAGCCCUCCUCCAAUGUUGGCUCCUCCACCGGCAAAGUCGGCACCACGGCGAACGGUACCACAGACCAAUGGAACCACCAACGGCACGAGCGCAUAUCAGGACUUGUUUGGAUCGGCACCAUUCAAUCCGCAGGGCAAUGAUGACUCCCAGACAGCAGCAUUGGAAGACAGUUCCUCCUUUGCCAACAGCUCGGCCAGCACCCAAUCAGGCUUCGGUCCGUUCUCGCAAGAGGUGAACGUUUUGAGCAAAAAUUCCUACCAUCUCGAUUCGAUCCUUGCCUACGGUGAUGGGUGCAAUGGUGCAAGCGCAUUGCAAGGAAGCACCACGACCACCACCACCAGCACAGGAACUACCGCUGCUAAUUUGGCCUCAAAAUUGAAUCCCUUCGCUGCGGCCAUUCGCAGCAAUCCGCUGGCGGCCGUGCAGCACAAGGCCGCCGCGUACGACGUGUUCAAGAACGCGACGGGCGACAAGGAACGGUUAACCACUAACACCGGUACGGUCACACACUCCGCCUCGUUCGAUGCGGCGGAUGAGUGCGAGGUGACGCACAGUGCUAACAAGACGGCCCCGGCGGCCCUUGCAUCCGACAGCACCGGUACUACUAACCCCAAUUCAUCCGUCAUCGCAUGCACAUCCGGUCAGGCGCACGAGCUGGCCGGCGCUUCCGAGGCACUGUUUGAAGAUUUUGCUUUAUCGGCUUUUAACGAGUUCAAGAGAGAUUUAAGCGCCAACAGUCGCAACGUGAAGCGCCAGUCCUCGUUGCUGCAGGACCGUUCGCUCCACAAACCAUCGCUCGGGUCGCUCAAAUCCAUCGGUGGCGGUAGCGUCGUUGAUGCUAACAGUGGUGGCGCUCGGCUGCGCCGGGCCGGUGGGCCCGCGCUGCUGCAGCCCGAGAUGAAGACGACCAAGAACGGUUUCUUUAGCUCCGACGAUGUGCUGGAUACGUUCGAUCCGCUAAAGAAGUAAAGUCCUGCAUACCCUGGCCAGCUGAUCGCUGCUAGUGCGGUACGUUCGUGAAGCAAUGCAGCCCCAAAAUUCGACCGUCUACACGUCUAGUACGAUGAUCGUCGCGUGCUCCAGGCCGAUCCAGAAAGUGUCCAAUGAGACGCGUUGCGUGGUUUUUCUUUUUUGUUUAAUUUUUGUUUUGUUGUAAAGCAGAAGCAUGUAACAUUUUGUUUUGCAAACGCGAAGCCAAGCAAAGAGGAAAGUGAAUUGUAAUUUGUUAUAGUAAUUGUACGGUACUCCUUUAAGUAAGGUCAUACACAGAAACACACAUACACAUUAUCUAUUCCUUCUGUACUGUACUGUUUUCUGUUUUUCCGUUGUGAUUGAAGAGAUUCCAUUAACGAUCAUUUCCCAGAACCGAAUCUCCCCCGAAGCGUUAAAAAGUGAUGGUAAAACUGUUAUAUUCCAUUAUCAAACCGUUCUACGCAGUGCAAGGAGCGCUGUUAGCAAUAGGGAAGAAAAAAUAACAGAUUUAUCCUACAUCUACAAACAGAUAGUUUAAUUUAUAUUUACUUUUAAUCCGUUAAAACCACUAACGCUGAAAACGCUUCAAAUCGCAGCGUCCGCGCGCCGAUCGCUUCCAUUGGAUGGGUGGUAAAAUAAUCCUUAUCGGAACAUUCCAAUCCCUUUGUCCGGUUUUGUUGUUCGCAUUUUGCUUUAUGUUUCCUAACUCCCUCUACCAUUCCCGAUUAAACAUGAAUCAAUUGGUGCAUUAGAACAAAUAGGUAUGAUGGUGUAUGAAGCGAUGAAUAUGUCGUGAUGGGAGGUUGGUAGCGACGGGUUUUACAGACGUAAAAAUCAUCUUUCUUUUAACUUAAAACGCUUAAAGAACUGUUGACUCCUUAGUGAAUUUGUGUGUGAGAAAGAGACAGAAGGAGAGAGAUUGUUUGGAUAUGUUUUUGUUAAAUUUGUUACGCGUACCGUUUCUUUUUGCUUUGUUGCAACAUUUGGUUGCUUAAGCACUCGCUUCGUGGAGUAAUUGUUUUGUGAAUUGUGAUCAAUUUAAUGCCAUUUUGUCAUUCACUGUAUUUGGUUGACUAUGUUUCUUUCUCCCUUAACACUCUUUCUCGUUAUUAUUGUAAUAUAUCUUCCUGUUUUUUUCUUCUUCUUCUAACUCUGUCAAACUCGAAAGCGAAAAUUCCCAUCACGAUCACCAUUACGUACUGUGACAGAAAUAAUACGAACCAUUACACUUAGGCUAUAGAGCGGUAUGCAAUAAUACACGUAGUGCUAGUUUGAUAGGUACGUAUGCAGUGCAGAAACCUUUGCCCGCGAUAUCCAAACUCUAGCGAGUUUCUUUACUCUCCCUCAUUUACUUUACUCGAAUCCCUCUUCUAGCACAGAUCGUUUUCUGGUUAAGCUACUGUGUAAACGAACAAAAAGCAUACGAAAGGAAAUCAUUAGGGCCAUUGUUAUCGUAGUUGAGUAAAACAUAUCAAUCUAUACAUAUGGAAUUAUAAAUAUAUACAUAUAAAGUUAUGUUAGCAGUGUAUGUAGUGAAUAAACCAUCAACAGAAACAGA
This is a messenger RNA of Anopheles arabiensis, 4674 nucleotides long. RefSeq names its product PTB domain-containing adapter protein ced-6 (gene ced-6). Bases 870 to 3113 code for a protein of 747 amino acids. The transcript has 11 exons. NCBI's taxonomy places the organism in Eukaryota, Metazoa, Arthropoda, Insecta, Diptera, Culicidae. The record is from RefSeq and is a predicted model, not a curated record.